This is a messenger RNA of Vanrija pseudolonga, 1936 nucleotides long. It is a transcript of the gene HEXO2, whose product is annotated as Beta-hexosaminidase 2. Gene Ontology annotation, molecular function: beta-N-acetylhexosaminidase activity. The record is from RefSeq and is a predicted model, not a curated record. Gene Ontology annotation, biological process: glycosaminoglycan metabolic process; carbohydrate metabolic process. The transcript is spliced from 7 exons. The coding region runs from base 44 to 1936 and encodes 630 amino acids. Gene Ontology annotation, cellular component: membrane. Lineage: Eukaryota; Fungi; Basidiomycota; Tremellomycetes; Trichosporonales; Trichosporonaceae.
UGUCGCUCACUCAGCGCCGCUCACGACACGGAAAGACGAGCCGAUGCUCUCGUGGCCCUUCAUCCCAGGCCACUCGCUACUGGCCUUCCUCCUCGCCCGUCCGCUGUCAACAAUGACCGUGCUCGUGCCCCUCGUCGCAACCUUGUUUGGUCUGCUCACGCUCCGCGUGUCGGCCGCGAGUCCGAGCAAGCUCAACCUCGUGCCCUUCCCCACCAAGGCGUCGAUAGGUAACACAGUUGUCUGCCUCGGCAAGGACUUUGCAGUGCAGCUCGACGACACCUCUCCCCACGGCAAGACAGCACCAGGCGACCUCCUGGCCGCCAUCGAGCGGGCCAACACACAUGUGAAGAACGGGAGGCACCAGUACCUCUCCGUCUCGGGUGGUCUCGAGUUCUUUGAGGGGAGCCAAGGUUGCGAAAACUACAUCGACGCGCUCGUACUCUCGUUUGAGCCAGGAGCCGACUACGACUCGAUCCUGUCACACGCGACGGCACCAGUGGAGAAGAGGAAGGACGCAGAGGGCUACAAGCUGUCUGUCCCAACUGCUGGCCGAGCCCAUGUGGUGGCCGGAACGGCGCUCGGGCUGUUCCGCGGCCUGACGACGUUCGAGAACCUCGUCUACCAUGCCGAUGGCUCCGCUGUAGCCUCGGGCAGCACCCAGACUGCGUCGGGUCAGGUGCCCCUGGGCAGCAGCGUCACCGAGACUCAAGAGGACGUAGCUUAUGCGCCCUUCGCACCGUACGAGAUCGAAGACAAGCCCGCCUUCCCAUGGCGCGCAGUGCUCCUCGACACGUCGCGCCACUUCUUCAGCAAGCCCAGCAUCCUCAAGAUGCUCGACACGAUGGCAAUGGUCAAGCUCAACGUGUUCCACUUGCACAUCACCGACUCGAACUCGUGGCCCUUGGACUUGCACGAGUUCCCUCUCCUCGCACAGAAGGGUGCCUACCGCGGUCCACGGGUCUACAGCGAGCAGGACGUGCGGGACAUCGUCCGUUAUGCUGGAGAGCGCGGCAUUGACGUGGUGAUGGAAAUCGACACCCCCGGCCACACCUCCAUCAUCGGCGAGGCCUACCCAGACUACAUUGCCUGUCAUGACAAGCGACCGUGGACCAGCCGCGCGCACCAACCGCCGGCGGGGCAACUGCGCUUCGCCGAUACUGAGGUCGCCGAGUUCACCUCCAAGCUCUUCCAGGCGGCAAUGAGCGUCACCCAGAGCCAGUACUUUGGCACCGGCGGCGACGAGAUCAACAUGAAGUGCAUGGAGGAGGACGAGCCCACGAGGAGAAGUCUCUCUGAGAAGGGCUGGACCAUCGAGGACGCUCUGCGGGACUUCACGCAGCGCACGCACGCCACGCUCGCUGAGAAUGGCCGCACUGCGAUUGUAUGGCAGGAAAUGGCCAUCGCGUACGAGAACACGGGCCUCAACCCGAACACGGUCGUCGAGAUCUGGGUGGACAGCAACGACGCCCGCCGCGUCGUGGACAAGGGGUACCGGAUCGUGCACGCGGCUGCCGACUACUUCUACCUGGACUGCGGUCAAGGCGGCUGGAUCACUCAAGACGGUGGUCAGGGCAACAGCUGGUGUGACCCGUUCAAAACCUGGAUGAAGAUUAUCUCAUUCGACCCGUACAAGAACAUUGAAGAGUCGCAGAGGAAGCUGGUGCUCGGUGGGCAGACGUCCCUGUGGGCCGAGCAGACGGAUGAGGCCAACUUUGAGAGCGUUUUAUGGCCCCGCGCAGCUGCGCUCGCCGAGCUCUUCUGGAGCGGCGCCGGGCCGAACGGAUACCCUCGGAGUGAGUUAAAACACCUGUGUAACCUAACAGGCAGGUGCCCUGGACGCGCUUCCCCGCAUGCACGACAUCCGAUACCGCAUGGUGGACCGCGGGGUCCGAGCGGUUCCUCUGCAACCCGAGUGGUGCGCUCUGCGGCCAGGUGA